CCAUCCCUGAGGGAUUCUCAGGCUGCAGGCAUCACAGCCUUCUUGCCUCAGCACCCAGCAUUGGAAAUGUAGUCCCACACACAGACGCCUCAUGGGCCACCACAGCUGGGGACAACAGGACUUUGCCAGUGAGGGGUCUGUGUUGCCACCUCAGCUGGCAAGGCCCUGCAACAUGGUAACAACAGUGCAGAAAAGCCGUAACCAAGAACUAUGCUCCUUUGCUCAGUCUUUUAGCAGAGGAAGAUGAUGCAGUGUUGUCUCCUGGGACAGAGUAGUACCGAGUUGAGAUGCAAGGGCCUGCUUUUGGAGGGUUUGAGAGGAAGGCACAAGCAGGUGCUGAGGGACAGGGACGGCCCUGGAGCUCUGACUACAUGAAGGGACACGCACUAGCACAACAAAGGCUCAACAGCUGGCAGGGCCCAGGCAGAGGCAGCCCAUGACCUGAAGGGGACAAGGUAGGAAGGGACAGCAGCACCUGGGAGGGGCCAUGUCCCCUGCCCCACCCAGCAGGUGUCCUGGGCAACCAGGGUGACUCCUCUGUGACCUUGCUGCGGAACCAGUGGAACCAGUCAGUGUGCACCAUGCUGUGCUGCCUGCUGCUCCUUGCGCUGCUGCUGGGGGCUGCCCUCCCACAGCCAGUGCACCAGAGUAGGGGCAGCUACUCAGUUCCUGAGGAUUUCUCUGCUCCCCUGGAGCUUCCACAGAAGCACUUCGGCCUGGUGGAUGAUUACGGCAUCAAACCCAAGCAGCCUCGCUUCAGGACGCAGGCGGCCCCGGCGCGGGCGGCGGAGCUGCGCAGAGCUCGCAAAAGCAAGCGCGACGGGCUGGACUUGCUGGAGUACUACGAAGACGGGCACCUGUGAGCCAGCGUGCCCCGGUGCCUGCCACAGCCCAGCAGGUGCUGUGUCAUCAUACUGCAAGAGACUGACCCUGCCAUUGCAAUUAAAAGUCACCCCAGAUGGAUGUGACAGGAAGCUGUGCCAUGGUCACAAGGAGGAGAUGCUGUCACCCCAGCCUGCAGCUGGAAAGGGCACGAGCACACUACUGCUCCCCACCAACUGCUCACAAGCAGGGCACCCAGCCGGUGCCUCUCCAAUAGAAUAAACUAAGAGUAUUUUGUACAAUAAA
Taeniopygia guttata (zebra finch) is the source of this 1128-nucleotide messenger RNA. NCBI's taxonomy places the organism in Eukaryota, Metazoa, Chordata, Aves, Passeriformes, Estrildidae. The record is from RefSeq and is a predicted model, not a curated record.